Messenger RNA from Anopheles marshallii, 4170 nucleotides. Its product is annotated as RRP12-like protein. Lineage: Eukaryota; Metazoa; Arthropoda; Insecta; Diptera; Culicidae. The record is from RefSeq and is a predicted model, not a curated record. The transcript is spliced from 8 exons. Bases 1 to 4170 code for a protein of 1389 amino acids.
AUGAGUAAAUUUCGUUCGAAACUAAAGAGGAAAGAUGGCUCAAAGCGAUGGAAGAAGGGAGGUGCUUCAUCGUCCAAUCCUCAAGAAAGCAAACAUCGUACCAAGGCAAAAAGCCGGUUCUUCCAAACAAAUCUCAGUCUUGCUCCGCCGGGUGAGCCAAUUGACCAGAAAAGCAAGUUAACACUCGAAGCUGUCCUGAAACAUGAAGCCAUUCAGUCGUACGGUAGUGGAGGUACGGGCAGAUCCAAGCCACCGACAGUGAACGAUAUUGCGGCCAGUAUGAAAUCAUUCAGCAUGAAAGAUGGCGACGAUGAAACGAUGUCCGAUUCGCAGCAGGGAACGUUCAAAACCUUCCAAACGUUUGCCUCCAACUGGAGUGCUUGUUCAAAUAUGAGCUUUAAGAAACUGCUGACCAGCUUCCGUGCCGAUUCCCAGCUGCAGAAAGAUAUGCUUGCAAUACUGGCCGCCCUUACUGAGGUAAUUAAGGAGCGGUCGGGUACUCAGAGCAGCACCGAAUACUUCCUCGCUCUAAUGGAGACGAUUGAAGCGGCCAAGGAAGAUAACGAUAUCAAUGCAGCCGUUUCACUGCUAGCCAUGGGUAUCAAGUCCGUACCGCAGGCUGUGCUGCGUCACAAAUUCUCGGACACGGCACCAACGCUGCUAGCGCUGCUCGAAAGAUAUACCGAAACGGAGAACCAAGCAAUGGUCCGUAAUCUGAUCGGUUGCAUGUCGGUAUUGUUACGGGCGCAGGCCUACGAUCAGUGGAAGAUGUCUUCAACGUUGAAAUUUUUCGACGCCUUACUAGCGUUCACCACACACACCAAACCGAAACUGCGCAAAGCGGCUCACCAUGCGGUAGUAGCCGUGAUUCAUGGAAGCUGCUUUAUGCUUCCCCCCAAGCAAGAUCAAGAUGAUAGUGACAGUGCAGAACAAUCACAUAAAGCAACCCACGUUAAGCAUCACCCAGCAGGUGGUCGUGUGGCACGGUUCUGCAGUGGACAAUUUAAGCCGGAAAAUAUUGCCAACAACCAAACGGUCAUUUUGCACACGCUAGGUCUGCUGCAUAAUGCGUUGCCCGGAUUUGACAAACAGGACAUCAAGAUGGUAUCGGAGAAUCUCCUAUCGAUCAUGACUGCCACUAACGUGUUGAUUCGUGCGAAUUGCUUCCAAACCUUCCACUCACUAUUUUCGUCAAGGACGGAAAAUCUUACUCCCGUGUUGGCAGGGAAGCUACUGUCCGCGCUGUAUGAUUACCGUCCGGAUCGGUCCGAUUCGCGCCAGACCAUUGCCUGGUUGACAGUGCUCAAAGAGGGUCAUCUGUUUUUGGCCAAGUACGAUCUCGUGCUUUGCAGUACAGCUCUACCCAAGUUCGUACAGGUGUGUGCCCAAGAUUUUUGGUCCUCCGAGAAAUUGGACGUAGUAUCGGCUGCUUCCAAUGCCCUUAAGGACAUCCUGUACGAGUGCGUUCAACCAUGCUGCGUCGAUGCUGAGGAAGUAGAAAAACAUCGCGCUUCACUGGAGAAGGUACUGAAGUACGUGAUUGAUGUACUAUGUACAGCUCCGUUCGGACAUGCCUCGAAACAAGUGUUGAUCAUUUUGGCUGUAGCGUUUGAUACCACUGGAAAAUACUUUGGCGAAACACUAGCACCCGCCCUGACAACGCUCGGUGCGCGCUACGAUCCUCAGUCAUCGACACGCAUCCAAAUCGAACAUGCCGUCCUGCAGGCCGUGGGCUCCAUGGAUACCAGCUUAGUGCUGCAGUGCAUCCCACUCGCUGGAGAGGACGGAAAAAUUGAUCUUGAUCGUACAUGGAUGUUGCCGCUGUUGCGCGAAGGUCUACAGAACUCGAGCUUCGAACUGUUCAACAACGUCAUUUUGAAACUCGCCUACCAAUGCUACAUGUUGUGGCAAAAGUUCAAAGAAUCGGACAAUAAGCAUCAAGCACACAUCUUCGAGUUGCUGUGCUGUCAGCUUUGGGGUCUAUUUCCCGGGUUCUGUCGCAAACCGAAGGAUGUGUCCAACUUCCGGCUUAUUGCGAAAACGCUCGGUAUGGUGCUGAACGAAAAUCCCGAUCUUCGGUCUCCUAUAUUGGACGGAUUGAAGGAGCUUAUAACACACCUCGAGACGCCCACCGAUCGGGAAGAAAUUGGUCGGUUUGCGAAAAAUUUCCUGCCACGUUUGUUUAACAUCUACACCACGAAACCGAAAGGGAGUUAUGAGAAUGAAGUUCGUCAAGCCGCAUUUGAAGCGAUACAAGCGUACCUUUCCAUCACACCCGCACCCGUGUUGGAUGAAAUGUUUAACGUCGCAUUGCAGCAGCUGCAAGAGAAGGCACCGGGAACAUUUAUUUACGACACACUGUUCGAUAUUGUGGAGCAGCUGGCCCUGUACCAAACGAAGGAGAAGCUGAAUGAGAUUUAUAAGAAGUACAUCACGUUCAUAUUGAAGCAGGACAAAAAGCAGGAAACGGUCGCCAAAUCGAACGCUAACAUACGCCGUCAGAUGAAGAAAGCGUUUAAAUUGUUGCAGGAAAUUUUGAGCUCUGAAAAUGAAGGCUGUGUGGCGUUUGUUGAAGCCAAGCUGGGCAAUAUCGAAAAGCUGCUUCUGGGUACGAUGCACUUGACGUACGAUGGCAUACAGGCACCGCGUUUGGCAUGCUUGAAACUGGUAUUGGAAAAACAGUCGUCAGUUUUAUUGAAUGGCAAAUUGGUGACGCGCACAAUCUCGGAAGUAGUCGCCACGUACCACUUCGAACCCGUAAAGAAGGAAAACAUAGGUACGGAGCUGCUGGAAAAAAUCGGUGAAUUGUUCGAUAAUGAGGAAAAAAUCAACGAAUUCAUCGAGCUUAUUAUUGCUGGCUUUAUGGGCGACAGUCAGCUGGUCACCAAUACGAUUAGUGUCCUGCGUACCGUGCUGGAAAAGUUUACUGGAUCGUUAUCGAUCGAUUCACUGAAAUUUAUGCUAGAUCAGGUGCUUACCUUCCUGUUGGGUAAAGCACGAACGGAAGUCGAUGCUGCUCUACAUUUCCUGUACACUUACACGAAAAUUCUUCCGAUUCCUCUUGUGACCAAUUAUCUUUCCUUGAUCGUAAACAGUCUCUCGUUGAUGGUUCCGGACACGAAACGACACUGUCGGUUACUUUUGGGCUAUAUUUGGAAGAAAUUGUGCAAGCGGUUUGGUGCACAAGAAAUUAUACAGUUUGUACCAGGGAACGAUGAGGAAACGCACAAGCGUUUGAAGAAGAUCCGAAAGGAUUUGGGUCGAGCGAAACGCAACAAACAGGAUCGUGAAGGCAAGGAUGGUGCAGAGGUGGAGGAUGACGAUGAACCCGACAUUGCCAGCGAACUGCAGAAGAAGAGCUUAACGAUUGAAGAUAUUCUCGCGGACUCUGAUUCGGAUUCUGGUGUGGAAGAUGAACGGAAGGGUCGUGCAAAGAAGAAGGGAGUGGAUACGUACAUUAAGGAAUCGGAAGAUAACAUAGUUGAUUUGGCGGAUCUGGAUGCGAUUGGAAAAAUUACAACCAAUGAACCGAUGGAAGAAACCAGCAAGGAAUCGCGUGCCGGCCCCAGCAAACUGCGAAAGGAUGCAAACCGUGGUUUCAAAACGGCAGCCGACGGUCGGCUUAUCAUCAAGGAUAUUGAAGAUUAUUCCGAUUCUGACGAAGAUCCGGAUGAGGCUGUCGGGUAUGAAGAUAAGGCGAAAAAGCGUAUCUACGACCAAGAUGACAGCGACGAUAGUCAGGCCGAACAAGACUUUGAACCCAACGCGGAAGAUGACGGACCCUCGUCCCGGAAGCGCAAGGCUAUCGAUGCGCUCAGUGCUCGGUCCGGCAUGUCGGGCACAUCAAGUCGAUAUGUGGCCGGUGGUAAGGGUAUCCAUCGACCGACGGCUGCCUCUGUGAAGUCCGGUUACAGCAGUAAGUCGAACCGUACGGCCAAAUCGAACGCUUCCACUGGCGCUGAAUAUCGUGCAAAGAAAGCGUCCGGUGAUAUGCUUCAAAAGGGCAAGCACGAACCAUACGCUUAUGUUCCGCUAAGCCGUAACUCUCUCAAUCGAAGGAAACGAGCGAAAAAUGCGGGACAAUUUAAGAGCAUUGUAAAGGGUGCGAGAAAAGGAGCAGCUGCUGGAUCGAAGAAACGGCUACUAAAAGCUGGCACGAAACGGAAGUAA